This is a messenger RNA of Mollisia scopiformis, 477 nucleotides long. RefSeq lists its product as uncharacterized. Bases 110 to 382 code for a protein of 90 amino acids. NCBI's taxonomy places the organism in Eukaryota, Fungi, Ascomycota, Leotiomycetes, Helotiales, Mollisiaceae. The record is from RefSeq and is a predicted model, not a curated record. The transcript has a single exon.
CACCCGUAACCCUCCCCACCAACACCAUCCCCCGCCGCACCACCUGCAGCUGCAAAUACCAACUCCUCCAAUACCAAGGCUGCAACCACCGCAUGCUGGUCCUGGACAAAUGCCCUGGCUUCGGACCGGGACCCUGUAUGCCCGAGUACGAAGGCAAGGAGUUAUUCGUUACGGAUUGUGUGUCCUAUUUGCUUUGACGGUGAAGAGGUUAUCGAGCCGGAAGACAGAAAAGGGAAAGGCAAAGAAAGGGAGAAGGAAGGAGGUCCGGUUGGUGAGGGAGAGAACAACAACGGGAUUCAAGCAGAACGUAAGGUUGUUAGUGGUGGUGAAGACAAGGCGACACAGACAGAUACUAAAGAAGUUCCACUCGCUGAGCCAUUGACCCAAGACUUCCAACCCUCAUCCACCAGCUUCCCGACCCCAACACCCACCGCCGCCCUAAGAAUCGCCAAACUACAAACCCUCCUCUCCAAAACG